AACUGGGCGUCAGGUUGGGGAGCCGGUCGGGUUCCCGCUCGCCGUCGCCGCCGCCCCCCGCAGCGACUCUCCCGCCGCGGGAGCUGCAUCGCCAACUCUGCUCGGCCGUGGAGCCGCUGGCCCGGGAGCACAGAGCCCGGGACGCGACACGCCGAGCCCCCAUCACCUCCAGCCGGGGCGACCCCUCUCGGGUUCGCCCUCCCUCUGCGCGGCCGCCGGAGCCCCCAGCCCCGAGUGGCCUCGCGGCCCGGCGCCCGCAUCCCGGCCCCGCAGCCGCCGCCCCUCACCCUGAACAUGGACUCCGACUCCUGCGCCGCCGCCUUCCAUCCGGAGGAAUACUCCCCCAGUUUCAAGAGGCGCAGGACCGUGGAGGAUUUCAACAAGUUCUGCACCUUUGUCUUGGCCUAUGCUGGCUACAUCCCUUAUCCAAAGGAGGAACUCCCUUUGAGGAGCAGCCCCAGCCCUGCCAACAGUACCGCUGGCACCAUUGACAGCGACGGCUGGGACACUGGUUUCACUGACAUCUCAUCCUCGGUGCCCUUGCCAGUCUCUGACCGCUGCUUUGGCCACCUGCAGCCCAGCCUCCUGCAGCGAGCCAAGCCCAGUAACUUCCUGCUGGAUAGAAAGAAGACUGACAAACUGAAGAAGAAGAAGAAGAGGAAGCGAAGGGACAGUGACGUGCCCGUGAAGGAGGGCUACAUGGGGAGCUUAAUGAAGCUGGAAGCUGCUGAUCCGUAUGUAGAGACCCCCACGAGUCCCACCCUGCAGGAUAUCCCCCAGCCCCCCGGUGACCCCUGCUCGGGCUGGGACUCUGACACACCUUCCAGUGGAUCUUGUGCCACAGUGUCACCUGAUCAGGUCAAAGAAAUAAAAACUGAAGGCAAACGGACUAUCGUCCGGCAGGGGAAGCAGGUGGUGUUCCGGGAUGAGGACAGCACCGGCAAUGAUGAGGACAUAAUGGUGGAUUCAGAUGAUGACUCCUGGGACCUUGUCACCUGCUUCUGUAUGAAGCCCUUUGCUGGCCGCCCCAUGAUAGAGUGUAAUGAGUGCCAUACUUGGAUUCACCUGUCUUGUGCGAAAAUCCGGAAGUCCAAUGUUCCGGAAGUGUUUGUCUGCCAAAAGUGCCGGGACUCCAAGUUUGACAUCCGCCGUUCCAACCGUUCCCGAAUGGGCUCCCGGAAGCUGUUUCUGGACUGACUGCUGGCCAGCAAGGAGACUGGAUGAGGAAUCGGAAGGGAUGAUGGGCUUUUUGGCCCCUCUCUUAGUUGAGCACAGAACUCUCAGCUCUGGUGCGGGCAGACCCCUGCCAUUCAGGUGCCUAAGCAAAAGGACAGGCUGUCCAAGGUAUAAACUGUACAUAGCCAGUGACUGAAUAAAUCCUCAUUGGCCAAAGCUGCUGCUGGAGCUGUGUUCUCUGCAGUGGAGGUGGACUAAACACCCAAGUGCAGUGGGUUUGGUUCAGCUGAACAUGAGGGUACGUGGUAGUUGUGAAUUCUUGCUCUCAUUGUUAACAAGCUCCCACCGAUGGGAACAAGUGCUAGCUGUUACUCCUGCUUCCGCUGUGUUGGGGAGAGAUGUUCAGUUUCCCUGGCCUGUUAAUGAACAGCCAUACUUGUAAGCUUUUUUCUCAAGUGUAAGUCUUUUACCAUAAGUGUCUGUACAGCAACCAUCAAAGCUUCCCCUACCUUCGUGGUCUGCCCUCUCCCUGCCUCAGUGGCUGCCUGCUGGAGUCCUCUGGUCUUCCUCUGAGAGGAGCCCCAGGGCGCUGGGCUGGCUAGUGAUCCCUAAGUUUCCUUCUGUUUGUUAAAAGGGACAGUAUGUGGCCACUUCUCUGUGGAAAGGGGGUUGGUUGGGGGAUGGAGGUGGCCCAUGUUCAUAACUCAGUUUCCUGUUUUGCACGAUGUAAAAAACCUGUCUUUUUGCACGAUAUAGCCAAAAGUAUUGACAGAUUUCUGCCUGGGUGCCCUUUCUCUCUAGUUGGCAUUUGAGGUCCUGGGGGUGCCCAGGCAAGCUGUUUUCAAGCGAGGGGGCACUUACAUUCUCUCUUUGUCUCUUCCCCUCACCUUGUUCCAGUAGCAGCAUAAAGGUUAGGCAAUCACUGGGGAAUGGCAUUCCUCUACAUAAUGGGGUAAAGAAAAAUUAGGAAAUAGGACUCUCUCACCAGUGAUUCUUAGUAUGUUCUCAUACAGGCUGGCCUGCUGGUUCCACGGGGCAAGGUUAGGAUGUGAAGCCUUUUUCUUGGUUUGAAUUGGUGAGUGAGUGAUCCAGUAACACUGGCCUCUAGGAAUCUACCAUUGAACUGUGCAGAGUUUCCUAGAUCUGAACUAGGACCCUGGAUUGGGGAGACCCCUGCGUGGGCCAGCUCUGGAGGCUUCUGAAGUCCCUGCAGGGCCUGCUCGAGGGCAGUGUGCCCCGGCACACUGGUGGUUCUGGAGCUCAGAGGGAGAGGAGGCCUUCAGCUGUCUCUGAAAUUGAUAUUACUUUUUAGCAGUUCAAAUACUUGUUCUCUAAAAUGUUUUUUUUGUAAAUCGAUGGGUGUGUUUUCAUAAACGUUUCUUGUAAAGCAUGAAAAGGGGAAAAUGCCCAAGUUAGUCAUAUUUAUUUACAGCAGGAUGGACCCCCAGUCUCUCUGCUGGAGGCUUCU
Molecule: messenger RNA, 2644 nt
Organism: Diceros bicornis minor
Lineage: Eukaryota; Metazoa; Chordata; Mammalia; Perissodactyla; Rhinocerotidae
Gene: PHF13
Product: PHD finger protein 13
Exons: 4
Coding region: 295-1197 (300 amino acids)
Biological process (GO): mitotic chromosome condensation
Molecular function (GO): chromatin binding
Source: RefSeq, a predicted model, not a curated record